AUGUCAUCCUCAGAAGAGAUUGAGUGCCUAGCUGAUAGUGGCACCACACACACUAUUUUAAGAAAUAGUCAAUUAUUUGUUGACUUAAUUCCUUAUAAAUCCUCUGUGACUACGAUGAUUGGAUCAUCACAAGUGAUCAUUGGGCGAAGUAAUGCUCAAUUUUUGUUUCCAAAUGGCACAAUGAUGAAAGUCACAGAAGCUUUAUAUGCACCAAGAGCUAACCGUACCUUGUUGAGCUUCAAAGAUAUCCUUGCAAAUGGUUAUCACUUGGAAACUCACUGUGAAAAUGGAAUUGAAUAUAUAAAUAUUAUCUCUAAUACAUGUGGAAGAAAACGCAUUUUAGAGAAAUUAACGAGUCACUUUAGUGGUUUGUACACUACUACUAUUCGGAUUAUCGAAUCACAUGUUGUUACCAACGAUGAACUGUUGAACAGUGACUUAUACAAGCUUUGGCGCGAUCGCUUGGGGCACCCAGGUCGUGAUAUGAUGAUCCGUGUUUUAAAGAACUCAUACGGACAUCCUUUCUUUUGCGUGAAAAGUAAAAUGAGACAAAAGACAGUUACAAUGCAAAGUAACAACGUCUGCCAGUCACUUCCAUCUAAAGCAACUGAUGAGAAACCUCUCUCUCAUUCUACUUCGUGGAGUUUUUCAAAAGCACACCACUCAUUUUGCAAAGCUUGUUCUUUAGCAAAGACAGGAGCGAGACCAUCCUAUGCUAAAGAUACAAAGCAAAACAUUCCAUUUUUACAAAGAAUACAAGGUGAUAUUUAUGGACCUAUACAUCCAGAAUCCGGACCAUUCAGGUAUUUUAUGGUUUUGGUAGAUGCUUCGACCCGUUGGUCACAUGUCGCAGUAUUGUCCACAAUAAAUGCUGCCUUCGCAAAGCUCCUAGCACAAGUUAUAUGUUUGAGGGAUCACCACCCUGAUCACCCAAUAAAGUCUAUCAGACUUGAUAAUGCUGGAGAAUUUACAUCUAAAGGAUUUGAUAAUUUCUGUAUGUCAAUCGGAAUUGACGUAGAGCACCCCGUACCCCAUAAUGUGGAAAACUCAAUGCCUGAUGCAUUCACUGAUAUUGCUAAAGUGACGAGAUCACACAUACCAGCUGCAAACGUGCCUGCAAGGUUAUAA
Molecule: messenger RNA, 1128 nt
Organism: Papaver somniferum (opium poppy)
Lineage: Eukaryota; Viridiplantae; Streptophyta; Magnoliopsida; Ranunculales; Papaveraceae
Exons: 2
Coding region: 1-1128 (375 amino acids)
Biological process (GO): proteolysis; DNA integration
Molecular function (GO): nucleic acid binding; aspartic-type endopeptidase activity
Source: RefSeq, a predicted model, not a curated record